AUGCCUAAGAUUAACCAUGUUGUGAUUGUUGGAGCUGGCCCUUCAGGCCUUCUUCUUGGUACACUGUUGGCGCGCAACCUGAGUAUUAAAGUCACCAUUCUGGAUGCGGAUACAAAGGUGAAUGGCAAUCCACGCGCAGCCCAUUACGCGCCAUCAGCGGUAUACGACUUCCAUCGCGCUGGUAUUAUCGAUGACAUUCGAAAGGUCGGUCUUCAUCCUAGGGGCGUGUGUUGGCGCUUGCAGGAUGGAACCUUCCUGGCAGGUAUGGGUCGGGAGCCAGAAGAUUCCAAGUACUCCAUGGUCGUGCUUCCUCUGGACCAACUCGGACCACUCAUCAUCAAGCACUUCGAAAGCUACCCCAACACUGAGAUAUUGUGGGGCCAUAAGCUCGUGGGUGUCGAACAAGAUGCCAAUAGUGCUACUGCCACAGUAGAAACCCAAGAUGGACAAACCAAGAAAAUUUCUGGGGACUACCUCGUCGGCGCUGAUGGUGCAUCGAGUGGUGUCUACCUGCCAUUUGACGAGAAAUUCGGCUUCUGGGACUCCAACUUCAUCUGCCACCCAACAGACUGGUAUAUGGCUGCCAAAAUCACGAACGACGGCUCUGGCGCAGCUCAUCAAGCGUCAACUGCGCGCUACGAGAAGAUCUUGCCUGGAAACCCGAAGCAUGAUGAGUACAAGCUUCUCAGUAUGAGCCCAUACAAGCUGCAACAGCGCUGUGCCCCAAGUUUUCGCGUGGGCAAAAUCGUGCUUGUAGCGGAUGCCGCGCAUCUAUGCAAUCCCUUCGGUGGUCUUGGCCUCACCGGCGGCUUUGCAGAUGUCGGAUCGCUGUACGACUGCUUCACUGGUAUCCAUCAGGAUGAGCUGGACGACUCGAUCCUCGACAAGUACAGUGAGAUACGCAUCAAGAUCUGGCGCGAGAUGAUCGACCCUAUGUCGCGAGAGAACUUCCAUCGCCUCUGGGAUCCAGCCUUCGAGAAGAAGCGCGACGAAUUCUUCAAGAUGUGCGAAAAGGCGAAUAAUGAUCCGGUGUGGGGCAAGAGUAUCGCAGAAGCGAUUCAUGCUGUCAGACAUGACUUUACGCAGUAUUUCAAGAGCAGACAGCAGAAUGGCACGACAAAUGGGACGAACGGAAUCGAUUCGAAUGGCGACGUGAAGCAUAGUAUCGCAAGUAAAGCUGCUUCUUAG
This is a messenger RNA of Parastagonospora nodorum SN15, 1188 nucleotides long. RefSeq lists its product as hypothetical. Gene Ontology annotation, molecular function: oxidoreductase activity; FAD binding. Gene Ontology annotation, biological process: ubiquinone biosynthetic process. The record is from RefSeq and is a predicted model, not a curated record. Lineage: Eukaryota; Fungi; Ascomycota; Dothideomycetes; Pleosporales; Phaeosphaeriaceae. Gene Ontology annotation, cellular component: mitochondrion. Bases 1 to 1188 code for a protein of 395 amino acids. The transcript has 4 exons.